Messenger RNA from Acanthopagrus latus (yellowfin seabream), 2612 nucleotides. Its product is annotated as dTDP-D-glucose 4,6-dehydratase-like. Gene Ontology annotation, biological process: nucleotide-sugar metabolic process. NCBI's taxonomy places the organism in Eukaryota, Metazoa, Chordata, Actinopteri, Spariformes, Sparidae. Gene Ontology annotation, molecular function: dTDP-glucose 4,6-dehydratase activity. The transcript has 12 exons. The record is from RefSeq and is a predicted model, not a curated record. Bases 210 to 1250 code for a protein of 346 amino acids.
AACGUGUCAACACUGCCGUAAAACGGCCGUUGACUGUCGCCCAUCACACAAAGCUUCCACUGUGUUGAGGAACUAGAGUAGUUCUGUGCUAACCUGCCCGUAUUAACAGCCACCUAGAGGAUACAAACGACGAAGCCGUCGUUGCAAUGGUUGUAGGAGAGCUGAAUGUGCAGUGACAGCCGCCUGUGCUCAGUGUUGAGGACCAGAGGAUGGACUGGAACAGGACCGUGCUGGUGACAGGAGGCUCGGGAUUCAUUGGCUCCCAUCUUGUAUGUUCACUGGUCCAAAGACACCCUGACUGGAGGAUCAUUAACCUGGAUGAUCUGGAUUACUGCUGCAGCCCAAAGAGUCUGGAGAGUGUUCAAGACAGAGCGAACUACACCUUUAUCAGAGGAGAUGUGUGUAACUCUCGGCUGGUAAACCACAUCUUCAACACAGAGAACAUCGACGUGAUCUUCCACCUGGCGGCCAAAACGCACGUCGAGUCGUCAUUUGAAUCUCCAUCCAGCUUCCAACGUGUAAACAUCGAGGGAACCAGAGUUUUACUUGCAGCCGCCCAUCAGGCCCAGCACCAGCCGCAGCGCUUAAUCUAUGUCAGCACUGAUGAGGUGUACGGAGCCAGUCUGGACGAGGUGUUCGAUGAGAGCAGUCCAGUGAGGCCCUCCAACCCAUACUCCGCUACAAAAGCAGCUGCAGAGUACCUGGUCAGAUCCUACUGGGACAAAUAUAAGUUUCCCAUCAUCAUCACCAGGAGCAACAACAUCUACGGGCCCCGGCAGUUCACUGAGAAGGUUAUUCCAAGGUUUCUCACCCUCCUGCAGAUGAACAAGAAAUGCACUAUCCAGGGAACCAUUCCUAAAUCCCGCCAUUUCCUGUUUGUUGACGACGUCAUCAAUGCCUUUCUGCUGGUUCUGGAGAAAGGGGCUGUGGGGGAAAUCUACAAUGUGGGAACCGGCUGUGAGAUACCCAUCAUGCAACUGGCCAGGCAACUUGUUAAAAUGGUCAAGAAUGUUCCAGACUCUGAGGUGAAUGACUGGCUGGAGUUUGUGCCUGACAGGCCGUGUGUCGACCUGCGCUACCCCAUCAAAUGUGAGAAAUUGCAGUAUCUGGGCUGGAGAGCUCAGAUGCCCUGGGCUGAAGGCAUCAGACAGACAGUCAACUGGUAUCAAGACAACCCAAACUUCUGGUCAGACACAAGCGAGGACCGAGGACCAAUCAGAGAUGAGCUUGAAGAAGCUACCGACAAAUAAGUGGGUUCAGCUGUGCCUUGCUGCUUGAGCGACAGACGGAGCAGUGGUCUUAAUAACUUGACAUGAUAUUUGGGUAACUCAGAGGCUAUUACGGCUACUUUACAGCUCAACUUGUGAAUACUGAAGACACGAGCACUGUUCUCAACUGUCUGAGUGAUCUGUGGACCAACAGGCCCUGAAGUGCCAAACAGGAAGGCAGCUCCUAUCAACCAAAGCUUAGUUUCACCUGGAAAUCAAUGCACUUUAUCAUGACUUUAAUUAUUGAUUCAGCUGAUGUUGAUCAGCAGUCUUUUGUUUUUAAGGCUGAAACAUAGUCUAUGCAAGUAUGUAGAAACCAGAAAGCUCCAUUAAACGAUCUACAAUGUGUAAAAAAAACAAUAUAUAAAGUUAACUGGAUAUGCCUGAAACGUCGAGUGUGACGCGGCUAGACUGUGUUGGUGCUUCUCUGAGAGACAGCACAGACAGAAACAGUUGAAAUUUUAACAGCAAAAGCCUUUUAAGGAGUUAAGAUAUUUUUUUUUCUGUUAUGUUAGCUUAUAAUAAAAAAGAUGAGAAGGGAACAGGCUCUGCACCGACUCUUCUCCAGAGCUGGAGGCUCUGAGCAGCUGAGAUGGUCACAGGACAUUCAGCAAAGCACAGCAAUACAUACAACGUCUUCUGCUCAAAGUCCAGCAUUUUUAACUUUAACUGUUCAUUUGCACCGCCUGGCUUGAACAGAAGCAAACUUGCAUCAGUUUGCAUCUUUACAUUGAAUAAUAAAAAAAAAAAAACAUACAAAGGGAGAAGAUGACACAGUAUUUACUUUUGCAAAUCCAAACCUUUAUUUGUGGUAAAAUCAGAAUAGAUGCACUUUUUUUUUUUUUCUUCGUGCAGUGCUCCUCUUCGUGCACAACUGCUAAACUAAUACAUAAAGCAAAUACUAACUACCAGGCCGGAGGUGCUGUGUGCCCACAUUGAGAGGUCUGGCCAGUCAGUAAUGGAGACAACAUUAUUCUUAAAUAUGACUACACACUUUAGUUUAUUUAUCCGUUUGUGUUUCUGCAUAUAAAAGGCAGUAAAAUGUGAUCCUUCACCGAUGUAAGGUAUUUAUGAUCUGUCCUGACUUUGCUGUGGCCACAUUGCAUUGUGGUCCAUUGAGGCCGUUGCUGGACACGUGGAUUGUCCUGUGUAACUGCAGAACGUCUGUGCUGCGGGGAUUUACGGUAAAAAUACAGAUAACAUUACAAACAGCGAUAAAAUCAUAUUCUAAUGCGAGAAGAGGCAGAUGGAGACUUCUAUCAGCUGUAAGUUGCACUUUUAAACUCAUAACUCGUAAAAAAAAAAAAUAAAAAAUUGUCUUCCCCAUUUCUGAUUGGCCAGAAG